CGGAGUGGUGGUUUCUCAUUGUGUCAUAUGUUCAGUAGUGCUUAGCUGGCACUCUGAUGAAGAACUUGCCUUCCGCAGCCAUCUGACUAUCCUGAAAUACAGUUCGUACAGGAAUGGCAAGAAAAAUGCUUAACUCUGUUCCUUUCUUUUCAGACUACAGCAAUGAAUUGGUGGCCUAGCAACCUCCAAAGUUGCCAAAACAGAGGGGAUUUGGUGAUGGAGGCUUUGUUGGAAGGAAUACAAAAGCGGGGGCAUAGUGGGGGAUUUUUGACAUCCUGUGAAGCAGAGCUGCAAGAACUCAUGAAACAGAUCGAUAUAAUGGUGGCUCAUAAGAAAUCUGAGUGGGAGGGGCAGACGCAUGCUCUGGAGACUUGUUUGGACAUCCGAGACCAAGAGCUGAAGGCCCUGAGGAGUCAGCUGGACAUGAAGCACAAAGAGGUCGGAAUAUUGCACCAGCAGAUCAAAGAACAUGAAAAAAGCAAGCAAGAAAUGGCCAUGGAGUAUAAGCAGGAAUUAAAGAAACUGCAGGAAGAGUUAGGUAGACUGAAGAGAAGUUAUGAAAAGCUGCAGAAAAAGCAACUAAGAGAAUUUAGAGGAAAUACCAAAAGUCUGCGGGAGGAUCGGUCUGAGAUUGAGAGGCUAACUGGAAAAAUAGAGGAAUUCCGACAGAAGUCUCUGGAUUGGGAGAAGCAGAGGUUGAUUUAUCAGCAACAGGUAUCUUCUCUGGAAGCACAGAGGAAGGCUCUGGCUGAACAGUCAGAGAUAAUCCAGGCUCAGCUGGCCAACCGGAAACAGAAAUUAGAGUCUGUGGAACUGUCCAGCCAGUCAGAAAUCCAGCACCUGAGCAGUAAGCUGGAUCGGGCGAAGGACACCAUCUGUGCCAAUGAGCUGGAAAUAGAGCGCCUUAAUAUGAGGGUCAACGACCUGAUCGGAACUAACAUGACCAUCCUGCAGGAGCAGCGGCAAAAGGAAGAGAAACUGAGGGACUCUGAAAAGUUACUAGAGGCCCUGCAGGAAGAACAGAAAGAGUUGAAGGCAAGUCUUCAGUCUCAAGACAGCUUCAUCCUUGAGGCAAAAAUGCAGAAGGAGAGACUGCAAACGAAAUUAAAGGCAGUUGACACUCAGCUCUCAGUAGAGAGCACAAGGCCUCUGGAAGACUGUAAGUUGGAGAGGAAGUACACCUCUCAAGGGCAGGGAGGCUUGGAUAAUGUGCUCUCCCGCUUGGACUUCAGCCACACCACUGAAGAACUGCUGCAGGCAGAGGUGACUCGUCUUGAAGGCAGUUUGGAAUCUGUGAGUGCAACAUGUAAACAGCUGAGCCAAGAACUGAUGGAAAAAUACGAAGAGCUGAAGAGAAUGGAAGGGCAUAACAAUGAGUACAGGACAGAGAUUAAAAAGUUGAAGGAACAGAUUUUGCAAGCUGACCAAACCUAUAGCUCUGCACUGGAAGGAAUGAAGCUGGAAAUCUCCCAGCUAACUCGGGAAUUACACCAGCGAGAUAUCACGAUUGCUUCUGCCAAGUGUUCUUCCUCAGACAUGGAAAAGCAGCUGAAGGCUGAGAUGCAGAAGGCAGAAGAAAAGGCCUUAGAGCAUAAGGAGAUUCUGAGUCAGUUAGACUCUCUCAAGUUAGAGAAUCGCUGUCUUUCUGAAACAGUAAUGAAGCUGGAACUGGGCCUGCAUGAGGCAAAAGAGAUUUCACUAGCAGACCUUCAGGAGAACUAUAUUGAGGCAUUAAAUAAAUUAGUAUCUGAAAAUCAGCAACUACAGAAAGAUUUGAUGAGCACCAAAUCUCAGCUGGAGCAUGCUACUCAAGUGUGCAAAAAAAAAGAUGGCAGGAUCUUUAAACCAGCACACAGCAGAGCAGCCGAGUCCACGAACACAGAGUUUAAACCAACCUAUGGCCAGCACAGACAUGAUGGACUAAAGACUGAGCAGUUCAAAACAGGUCACCACUCGCCUCGAGGACAAAUGUUGGAUAGCAUAGACCCCAUGGCCAGGGGCUCCAGCCCCUUGAGUUCUCACAUCAGCCCUGACAGCUCCAUCGUCUCUCUACCUUCCAACUUUCUGUGUCACGCCCACUCUUUGCCUUCAGUGCUAGAUAUAAAUGAUGCCAACUUUUCUGACAGUCUGUCUGACUGUAUGAAUGACCAAGAAGAGGUUGUAUCUUCGUGCUCACUGCCCGUGUCUCCUCUGGGAUCGAUAGCUACCAAGUUCCUAGCAGAGGAAGAGCUGAGGUCUCACCAUAUUCUAGAGCGCCUGGACGCCCACAUUGAAGAACUGAAGCGAGAGAGCGAGAAGACGGUGAGGCAGUUCACAGCCCUCGCGUAGCCUGGACGGCCCCGCACAGAAGACUUGCUUAUAAAGCUGUAGUGAAGAUGACGCCUGCCAGAGCAGUGGAGAAGAAUCUGCAAAACAGCCACUUAGGUACUGAGUUUGAAGGACUGAUUCCAGCGGUAAUUUGUGAGAAUAAACCACUUUGCAGGCUUUGUCACAUGAAUAUUUAUUACCACAAAGCAAUACUUUUUCUUUCUGACUUAAAUGUGAAUAGCUGUGUACUAAUUAAAAUAAAGAUUUUACUAUACAGUUGAAAAAUACAGUGACCACAGAG
Molecule: messenger RNA, 2608 nt
Organism: Acomys russatus (golden spiny mouse)
Lineage: Eukaryota; Metazoa; Chordata; Mammalia; Rodentia; Muridae
Gene: Cep63
Product: centrosomal protein 63
Exons: 15
Coding region: 163-2328 (721 amino acids)
Biological process (GO): centriole replication; de novo centriole assembly involved in multi-ciliated epithelial cell differentiation
Cellular component (GO): centriole
Source: RefSeq, a predicted model, not a curated record